ACCACUUUUCACUCUUCAUGCUGGGGGAUUUAAUACAUUUAGUUGGGAGUUCAGAGGCAAAUAAAAACGUAUAUACAAACACAAGAUAUAAUUUCAUGUGGAAUAUUUCAAGAUAAGGACUAUCACCCUUUAAUUGUCGGUAAAUUUGUCAAAGUUUCUUGCACUGCCAAAGUUGACCCACCCGGGUCGAUGUCUAUAUUGGUAGAUCCCCAACUGUUCUAUUUCCUUCGAUUCUAGUAUCCAGCGAGCGGCAGCCAUGAGGUAAGUUAGCUUGAAUGUUUGUCACCAAAAAUGUAGGUUAUAACCGUGGAUAUUUAUUUAAUGUUUGGUUGUCAAGUGUUAUCUAAGAGAAAGGGCUCAUCUGAACCAUUCUACUUUGAGUGAAGUCGCGUAUUUUUGACGAUAAUGUGAGUCGGGCCUGUAUCGGUGAGCUAGCCGGGCUAAGCUAACGAGACAUGUCUGGACUAGCCUUCGUUAUAGACAUAUAACUGCUGCUCAACGACAAACCAAUAAUAUAUAACGUGGCAAUAAUAUAUUUUAAUACGACUUUAUUCCAGUCAACUGGCCUGUGAAGUCGAUCUUAUAAGUUAUCUUAAAUGAUAAUGAAUUAAUGUGGGCUAGCGUUGCUAUGAUAGCCGCAGUGAACCUUCACACGCUUGUUAGCCGAAGAACAUGCCGAUAUUAUUUGUCUCACACUUUUAGUCUGUUUUCUCUCUCUUACACGUGGUAGUUCGAGUUCAAUAUAAUGUCAGCUUCAAAGGGUUGUCUCCAGAGCUCAAGUAAAAUCACUCAACAGCUGCACAUUUCACUCAUCCGUCUGCCAGAGUCUCUCAAAGUUGGUGAAACCAUCUGAUGUGACAGCUCCUUAACAAACAUAAUGCCACAGUUACGACACCAUUCCUUUUAUAGCCUAUACUUGAAUUGUUUCUAUGUAUUCUAUAUUGGCUUACUAUAAGGAUAAACCUGCAUCACACCGUAGUCUUAUUUUGUUGAAGAAUUAGUUUUUGUUCACUCUAAACAGAAGCAUCACUACUUGGGGUCAGGCCUAGGCGAUUAAGCAAAAAAAAAAAAAAGAUCACGAUAUAUUCUGUUGUAUCGUCCGAUCUCGAUUAUUAUCGCGAUUUUUUAAACUGUCAGUUUACUAAAGAAACUACAGAUUAGUUCAACAUUUUAUCAACAUCCAAAAUAAACUCCAAAGCAAAUGGAAUAAGAAACGUAGAAAAAUAUAAACAUUUUAACUCAACAAUACAAAAAAUUUAGAUAAACACCAAAUAAUACAGUGAACUAGUUCACAGUCCUGGGUGUUAAUAAACAAAUGGCCCCCUCAGGGAUAAUCAAGACGCCUCAAAAUGUCAACAUUUUUCAUGCUUUCUGCAUAAUCACUCAGGAAGUACCUCUCCAGAUGACUAAACAGAACUGUUGUGUUGCCGGUUUUUGAGGGCACCGACCGCCAACAUACUUUAUACAUCUGCUUAAUUGGAGAUACCCGAACCACCGCAACACAACCAACGUUGAAUAACUUUUUUUUCCCCAACAAUGGCAUCUUCUGAGGAUGACUCAAAGUCAAGGCUGACAUCUGUUUUGCUGCCCUCAGCUCCACGUUUAGCUUCAUGUCGGGUCAUUCUGUUUACUUCUCCGGUUUACUUCUCCAGCAACUUACAGAAGUGAGCAGGAAACGCUCGACUCUGAUUGGCUGUUGUGACGCACAUUUCCUCUAUGUUUGAUCGAGUAAAUAUGCUCACAGCUGAUCACCGUGAUCGAACUGAAAUUUAUCACAAUCGUAUCAUUGCCCAGUCCUACUUGGGGGGUGUAUCGCUGCUAAACAAUUGUAAAAUUUUCUAAAUAAAUAAGAUGAUUCAUUCAUUGGUGAAGUUCAUAGAAAAUAUUAAAGGCGCCAAUAUGCUGGAAAUGUGACAUUCCCUGCCAAAAAUAAACCCCUUUCCUCUUUAUCUAGCAUGCUCAGGCUCCAGAAGCGCUUGGCAUCCAGCGUCUUGCGCUGUGGCAAGAAGAAGGUGUGGCUGGAUCCAAAUGAAACCAACGAGAUUGCCAACGCAAACUCUCGUGAGUGACUUGCUUUGCUUUGAAGUGUUCUCCAUCUGUGGAUUUGUAUGAUCUUGGCUCCAUAAUCAAACAUCUGUAUUACGUUGUGUUUGUACCACAGGCCAGCAGAUCCGAAAACUGGUCAAGGAUGGGUUGAUCAUCAGAAAACCCGUGACCGUUCAUUCCCGUGCUCGCUGCCGGAAGAACACCUUGGCGCGUCGCAAGGGACGUCACAUGGGCUAUGGUGGGUAAUUGGUUUACAAGUGAUUUUUAUGUUAUUAAAUUCAGACAGAUUGUACUGUAAAUCAUUAGCAGGAAUGACAGAGAACAUGCAUACGCAAAAACAUUGUUUUUUUUUUUCUGUGAAACUGUUAAUGAAUCCAGCAAAAGAAGUUGAAUAAAAUCACCUUUUUUCCUGCGCCAGGUAAGAGAAAGGGUACAGCCAACGCUCGUAUGCCAGAGAAGCUGACAUGGAUGCGGCGCAUGAGAAUUUUGCGCCGUCUUCUAAGACGCUACAGGGAGUCCAAGAAAAUUGACAGGCACAUGUAAGUAUGAAGUUCAGUGUUGAUGGCAAACAUGCAAGUGUUGGUGUCGAGUGUUGGUAUGAGUGACAGAGUUAAUGAAGAGGCACUCAAGGGUUUUCUUUCACCUUUAGGUAUCACAGUCUCUAUCUGAGGGCCAAGGGUAAUGUCUUCAAAAACAAACGCAUCCUGAUGGAGCACAUCCACAAACUGAAGGCAGACAAGGCUCGCAAGAAGCUUCUGGCGUAAGUUUCUCCUUUUUUUUUUAAGAAGUGUUUCAGAGCUUCAAUAUGUUUAUUUUUGCAUUUCUUAUUUUUCUUACCACAGAGCAAUACUUAUUUACGAGAUUAACCAAGUUUGUGACCAAGUUUGAGCUUUCAUCUACAUUUGUUUUUAUAUUUAUCAUACAUGAUUUCUUUAUUUUACCUCUUGAAAUAAAUGAUUAAAUGUUUUCGGUCUCCACCUCUUUACUCACCCAGUGACCAGGCUGAAGCUCGUCGCUCAAAGACAAAGGAGGCUCGCAAACGCAGAGAAGAGCGUCUUUUGGCCAAGAAAGAGGAGCUCAUCAAGAACCUGUCCAAGGAGGAGGAAACUGCAAAGAAGUGAAUCUAAUACCAAUUCUCUUAAAAAAAUAUAUAGCUUUUUCUUAAAUUUGGAUAUGAGACACAUUAUUUCUGUUUUCAAUUCUGUAUGGUAACGUAGUGGUCUCGCAUUGAACCAGUUUAAGAUUUUUCCAGUUUGCCUCAAUAAAAUAAAGAGAAAAAGCCCCUCCUCUCCUCCCAGACUGUUUUGUUCUGUGUGAACUCCAUUACAGAGUGACGGCAGCUCAUUAUCACGUUACACAGCUAAGAAACUCUGUGGUGUAUUUUUAAGAGCGUGCCCAUCAACAGUCCAGCAGGUGGCAGCAGAGAGCUAAAGAUGGAGACAGUGGCACGUCUUGUUUAUUUCAAACAGAUGUUCAAACCACCAGACAAUAUCAACUCAUUUAAUAAUUGAUUUUAUAAUCUGUGCUGUUCCCAGAGGCGUCAUCGGCAUGAUUAACAGUAUCUAAUCUCAUUUGGAAUAUGUAACUACACCAGGAAACUGCCAUCAAAGACUGACAACAAAGAAGCAAAAGUACUUCUCUUGCUUCUUUGUUGCCUCUUGUUUUAAACUUUCAGCCUCAGGAUUAACAAGUUUGUGUUUAUCUUACUCUAUACUGUGCUCCUAGGUUUAACAAUGAGACUUUAUAGCAGCUGUUUUUCCUCAGUGUUGAAAUACAUUUUUUAUGACGCUCUAUUAAAAAAACAUCCAUAAAUAUGCUUUCUCCCUUGCUGAGGCAAGUAAAUAUGAAGUUUAAAGAUGAAAAGUGUUUUUACAUUUAAUAGUUUAUUCAGGAUCUGCACUUUUCCCUCCUCAGUGAUUUCACAAAUUUAGCAUCCUCUGUUACAAGACAGGUCAGAUUGGGGCUCCAUGAACAAUUGUAAGGGAGCUUUUGUGUGCCCAUGUUCAUACAAAUAAAAUUGCAGCUCAGAGUGCUUUACAUCAAAAUUUAAAGUUAUUAGAAUAAACUAAAACAGACAAUAAAAUAUGAACUUGAAUUUAUUAAUAAAAUACGGUAAAAAGUAAUACUAAAAAAUAAAUUAUAAUAGUAAUUAAAAUAAUGAAGCUUUAUAUCAAAACCAGGCUUAGGUUACGUUUAAAAAUGUAAAUAUUUGCAGUUUGUCUCAGACCCUCUGGAAGUUUGUUCCACAGUUUUGGAGCGUAGCAGCUAAAAGAAGCAUCACCAAAUCUUUUUGUUCUGCUCUGUGGAACGACUAAAAGAGAAGAUGGAGAGGAUCUGAGAGGCCGCCCUGGUUCAUGAAUUAAAAUUAUCUUUCAAAGGUAUUCUGGUGCCAGGCCAUGUAGAGCUUUAUAAACUAGUAAAAGAAUUUUAAAAUUAAUGUGAAAACUAACAGGCAGCCAGUGGGUGUAAUAUGAGCUCGCCUCCUGGUCCUAGUCAAAACUCUAGCAGCAGAGUUUUGGAUCAGUUGUAGCUGGUUUAUUGUGCUUUUGGGUAGACCAGGGAGGAGAGCAUUACAGUAGUCAAGCCUGAUGGUUAUAUAAGCGCGCAUUAGUCUCUCUGUCUGCCUCAGAGAGAGAAACAGUCGUACUUUAGCAAUGUUUUUAAGGUGGUAAAAGGCUGUUUUAGUGACCCCCCUAACAUGAGUAUUCAAAUUAAAAUCAGCAUCAAAGACCACCCUGAGAUUUCGUGCUUCUUAGCAAUAUACAUUUUUCUUUUUGUAAAAUAAAGAGGAUGCAGUCCAAUUACAAAAACUCAGUAAACCAACUUAAGAACCUUUUCUUUUGCUGAAUCCGAGGAGAUAAACUUCUGCUUUUGCACCACCUUUGGUUAGUGAUUAGUUAUUUCAGAUGGUAAAACUUGGGUCCUCAAAUGCCUCCAUACCCGUUUUAGGUUUUCCUCUGCCUAUGUGAGUUUGGAUUGGGUUUUGAGAUGCAUGGUUAAUCAAUUAAUCUACCCAACCGAGCAAUAAUUUGGCAUUUACUCUAAAUUCACCUCUAACUGAUCGCAGCUGAACUACACAACACAGCAAACUUUGUCCCUUACUGACACACAGAUGAACCCAAACAAUUAUGAUUUAAUGUCAAAGUUUUAUGAAUAAAUGAUUUAAACUAUGAAUAAAUAAUCCUCCUCAUAAAAUAUUUUCUCUACUUGCUCUUCCUGAAGCAACAAAAGACACAAAUAUCACACCUUCGUUCAAACAUCAGCCGUGCUCCAGCUUUCAACUGCUGUCAGCCACAUCAAGCCUUCGCCACUGACGCUCCAGUCAUCCAGUCAUUCUCACUUCGAGCUCAGGCCUUGAAGGAUCCCGUCUGUUGUGCUCCCUGGAGAUGGCUUGAAUCGAGCGUUUACAGAUGCAGCCGUCGCUUACGCGGACAGACAGGCUUCUGUUUAAAGAAGAUCCUGCUCAGGUUUGACUAGAAGAUCAUAUGAAAGAGCUUUUACAACCACUUUUAGUUUUUGGUUUGCAGGUGUGAAUUAAAACGAAUACAGUCACCUAAAAAUACAGCUGACUUUCUAAACUCAAAGAUCAUUUUCCACUCAUGAUUCUCCACGGAGGGCCCACUUUCUCCUCACUAGCAGAUGUUUCCCCUGUUUUAAGUCCCGGUUGCAGCAGCUUCUGUUGGUGGAUUAUGCACCAUCAUGCAUAAACAAUAGCACACCCAGGCUUUAGAGGUUGCCAGUGAAGAACCCUUGUGUCUAAAAUCUGGGUUUCAAAGGCCUUGAGGAGCUGGAAUGAAGCAGCAUAAUGCAUCUGCUUACCUUGAUAUCCUUUUUUAAUGUUUAUACGCCGCAGCUCCGCAUACUGUCCCUGCAAUGCAGCUUAAAAACGCCUGUGAUUCUCUGAAAACAUCUGCGAUAAAUAAAUAGAAAUAAAAAGUUAAACCAUCCAUACGAAUAAAUGUGAGUUCUACAGUAAAAUGUCGUAAGGAUUGCUGAGGGAGAAAACAGGCUUUGUGCAGCGAGGCCAUUUUGGUGCUGGGUUAAUGUAUUUCUUCAUUACCAGGAGGCACUCCUAUUUCCUGAAGCGUGAGCUUUAAUGGGAUUAGAUAGGAGAGGAAUAUGAGAUGAAACGAAGCAGUGCUCUUUAUUGCAGUUGGCCUUCAACCCAGUCAAAACAAAUGGAGCACACUGAAGAGUUCAGGGCGUCUGUAAUAGUAACAGAGAUGAGGUGACGGAGGUGAGAAAGGAGGGAUCAUUUUUAAACGUGUAAACAUUUAUUUAAAAAUCUGAAAGAACUACACUUUCCAGGCACAGAAGUACCUUUACGUUCUGUUUUUAGAUGUCACUCUCAAGCAUUUAACAU
Xyrichtys novacula (pearly razorfish) is the source of this 6409-nucleotide messenger RNA. The record is from the annotation of a GenBank genome assembly. NCBI's taxonomy places the organism in Eukaryota, Metazoa, Chordata, Actinopteri, Labriformes, Labridae.